This is a messenger RNA of Vigna unguiculata (cowpea), 1605 nucleotides long. Its product is annotated as putative cyclin-A3-1. The record is from RefSeq and is a predicted model, not a curated record. Gene Ontology annotation, molecular function: cyclin-dependent protein serine/threonine kinase regulator activity. Lineage: Eukaryota; Viridiplantae; Streptophyta; Magnoliopsida; Fabales; Fabaceae. Gene Ontology annotation, biological process: mitotic cell cycle phase transition.
GGCAAUGAGAGAGUGCGAAAUGUAGCAAUUGCGCACGGUUUCUGAAAAAAAUCCCAAAAUGCACAGCGGGAACAAAACCUACCGCAAAAUUUUCAAACUAACCCAACGCCAAUUCCAAUAACACUGUUAAUUUCACUUCUUAAAAAGCCCUCUUCAUUCUUCUUCUUCUCUGUUCUCUUCACAUUCUAAUCUCCAAUGGCGACAGCCUCAGAGAACAACACCAACUCCACGCGCCCCCAGCGCGAGGCCAAGAAGAGAGCCGCAGCUGCUAUAUGCGAAAUGCAGGGAAAUGCUAAGAAGAAGCGCGUCGUUUUGGGAGACCUCACUAAUGUCUCAGACGCCGCCACCGCUGCAGUUGCCGUUUCAGAGACUCAAAAACGGAAAAAAAUCAAACUUCAGAAACCAGUGCCGACGGUUGACACGCCGGAGAAAGUCGACGGGAGGAGCGACCCCCAACUGGGUGGGCCGUAUGUUUCAGAUAUAUACGAGUACCUUUGCGGAAUGGAGGUUCUUCCUAGUAAGAGACCCUUACCAGAUUAUGUUCAGAAAGUUCAGAAGGACGUUAAUGCUAACAUGCGCGCGGUUCUUGUGGAUUGGUUGGUUGAGGUUGCAGAAGAGUAUAAACUGGUUUCAGACACGUUAUAUUUUUGUGUGGCUUACAUAGAUAGGUUUUUAUCCUUGAAUGUAUUGUCCAGACAUAGAUUGCAGUUACUCGGGGUUGCUGCAAUGCUUAUCGCAUCGAAAUAUGAAGAGAUUAAACCACCUGAGGUGGAGGACUUCUGUUACAUUACGGAUAAUACAUACUCUAAGGAAGAGGUUGUGAAUAUGGAAGCCGAUAUAUUGAAGGCUUUGAGGUUUGAAUUGGGUGGUCCUACGGUGAAGACAUUCUUGAGGAGGUUCUGCAGAGUUGGUCAAGAGGGCAUUGAUACUUCUGAUCUCCAGUUUGAUUUCCUUAGCUGCUACCUUGCUGAGCUCAGUUUAUUGGAUUAUAAUUGUGUAAAGUUUGUGCCAUCUUUGGUGGCAGCAUCUGUUGUAUUCUUAGCAAGAUUUAUGUUAAGCCCAAAGAAACAUCCUUGGAAUUCGGCACUCCAUCAGCUCACUAGAUAUAAACCUGCUGACUUCAAGGAAUGUGUGCUAAACGUACAUGAUUUAUACCUUAGUAGGAAGGGGCCUUCUUUGCAAGCUGUGAGAGAGAAAUACCAACAGCAUAAGUUUAAAUGUGUGGCAAGAACACCAUCUCCUCCCGAGAUACCCCUUUCUUUUUUGAAUUUUCAGGAUCAGAUUCUUAGGCGUUGAUGAAACUUGGCUAUUUUUGCUCCGACUUUCUUUUCAACUUUUGGCAGGAAGGUACCCUUUCUGUUGCAUUUGCUGAUAUGCUUAGGAAGGUGCUUUUCUUAAAUGCAGUGACAAUGUAUCUAUGCUGGUCUCACUGACUCCGAUCGAGCUUGUACGAAAUGUGAUAACCCCAUUAGUUCAGAAUUAGGUUCUAUUUUUGCCAAUUAAAAUUCUUUGUAAGAGGUCAUUGAAUGAUUUGCAGAUUCUAUGUAUAGGAAACUUCUAUACGUUUUCAUUGUAGUUCGAUUAUCAUGCAAUCCAUGAUGUUCA